AUGGCUUCAUUCGCAAGAUCCUCAUCUAGCACCAUCUCCCGGACUCUGGUCCAAUCCAUUCGAGCUCAACGUUCCGAGUUGAUCCAGGGAAGCUCUCGAGGAAUUCUUAGUAGUACCACUCGAUACAUUCCGACCUCAUCCGUCCAGUCCAGCCGGGGCUUAUCGACCUCGUCAGCCCGCCGAGGCUUGAUCUCGAGUGCUGAGCGGGGCGUACGAGCAAAGAAUGUCGGUCGGAGUUCAGCUGGGUUUGGUCAACAAGUCCGAACAAUGUUCAUCCAGACCGAAUCCACGCCCAACGAAGCCUCCCUCAAGUUCAUCCCCGGAGUCCCCGUCAUGUCCUCCGGAGGAACCUACGAGAUCCUCGACGCCCGUUCUUCCCUCGUCUCACCCUUGGCUGUCCGGUUGAUGGGCGUAGACGGGAUCACCUCGAUCUUCUACGGUCCUGACUUUGUCACCGUCUCCAAAGACGAUUCCCAGCCGUGGAGCAUCCUCAAACCGGAGAUAUUCAGCAUCUUGAUGGAACAUUUCACCUCGGGCAAGAACCUCUUCAAGGAUGACCAAGCGGAGAUGGACGGGCCUCAGGAUACCAAGAUCUUGGAUACCGACUCUGAGGUCGUCGCCAUGAUCAAAGAACUGCUCGACACCCGCGUCAGGCCUGCCAUCCAGGAAGACGGCGGGGACAUCGAGUUCAAAGGAUUCGAGGAUGAAGAUGGCGAGGGCAUCGUCAGGCUCAAGUUGAAGGGGAGUUGUCGAGGAUGUAGCUCGAGCAGCGUGACGCUCAAGAGCGGGAUAGAGAGGAUGUUGACGCAUUACAUACCCGAGGUCAAGACGGUCGAGCAGGUCUUGGACGAGGAGGAGAUCAUCGCUCUGAGCGAAUUCAACAAGCUGGAAAAACGUCUAGCGGCCAAGAAGGGCAAAGACGCUGGUUCUGAAGGAGGUGAUGGAAUGUCGCAAUACAUGUCCCUCUAG
Molecule: messenger RNA, 969 nt
Organism: Filobasidium floriforme
Lineage: Eukaryota; Fungi; Basidiomycota; Tremellomycetes; Filobasidiales; Filobasidiaceae
Exons: 6
Coding region: 1-969 (322 amino acids)
Biological process (GO): iron-sulfur cluster assembly
Cellular component (GO): mitochondrion
Molecular function (GO): iron ion binding; iron-sulfur cluster binding
Source: RefSeq, a predicted model, not a curated record